GAGGAAAGAACAAUUUUAACACCCAAUACAACCGUCAAAGCGUUACAAGGCCUGCACCUGAAACGUCCCUCCCCGAAGCCCCGCCCCGGGACUCCGCCCCCGUUCCUAGGUUGCCGCCCAGGCCACAUCCGGAAGUCUGGAGCUCGGAGAAGGGCGGCUCCCUGCGGCCACGCAUAGCGCGCGGGAGGCGGGUCGAAGUGCAGGCCGCUCCAGGAUAGGACGCAGCCUGGCGCGGAAGGGGCGGGCCAGGUCAGGAGGCGGUGCUUCGCGUGAGCGCCCUCGGGCCCGUCUUCCGCGUGCGUUGGUCUGCGCGCGGGAGCGCGCGGCGGGGGCGUGCCGGGGCUGUCUGGGGGCGGGGCGGCGCGCGGCCUAACGGCGGCGGCGGCAGCGGCGGCGGCGGCGCUGGUGCGGGCGAGUUCGGCGGGUGCAGGUCCCGGCCUGCGCCUGCGGAGGGCUCAGGCAGAGGGUCGAAGCGAGCGGCGCUCGCGACAGACUGCGCUCCGCGAUGGUGGGCGUCCCUGGAGCGGCCGCCUUCCAACUAAGCAAUGGCAUCAACCAUUCCCCUCCUACCCUGAAUGGUGCCCCAUCGCCACCACAGAGAUUCAGCAAUGGGCCUGCCUCCUCCACAUCGUCAGCACUAACGAAUCAACAGCUGCCGGCUACUUGUGGUGCUCGGCAGCUCAGCAAGUUGAAACGCUUCCUCACCACUCUGCAGCAGUUUGGCAAUGAUAUCUCACCUGAGAUCGGCGAGAAGGUUCGGACUCUCGUUCUAGCCUUGGUGAACUCAACAGUAACAAUUGAAGAAUUCCAUUGCAAGCUCCAGGAGGCCACAAACUUUCCUCUUCGUCCAUUUGUGAUUCCAUUUCUCAAGGCCAACCUGCCCCUGCUGCAGCGAGAACUGCUGCACUGUGCCCGGGCUGCCAAGCAGACCCCGUCCCAGUACCUGGCCCAGCAUGAGCACCUUCUGCUCAACACCAGUAUCGCAUCUCCUGCUGACUCUUCUGAACUGCUCAUGGAGGUUCAUGGAAAUGGAAAGAGGCCCAGUCCGGAAAGGAGGGACGAGAAUAAUUUUGAAAGAGAUACAGUUCCUCCUGAACCGCCUGCCAAGAGAGUGUGUACUAUCAGCCCUGCUCCUCGGCACAGUCCCGCCCUCACUGUUCCCCUUAUGAAUCCUGGGGGCCAGUUCCAUCCUACUCCACCACCUCUUCAGCACUAUACACUAGAAGACAUUGCAACUUCUCACCUGUAUCGGGAACCAAACAAGAUGCUAGAACACCGAGAAGUUCGUGAGAGGCACCACAAUCUUAGUCUCAAUGGAGGCUAUCAAGAUGAGUUGGUAGACCACCGUUUGACAGAAAGGGAGUGGGCUGAUGAAUGGAAACACCUUGACCAUGCACUGAAUUGCAUUAUGGAAAUGGUAGAGAAAACUAGGCGCUCCAUGGCAGUUCUGAGGCGCUGUCAGGAAUCUGACCGUGAAGAACUCAACUAUUGGAAACGGCGGUUUAAUGAAAAUACAGAGUUGAGGAAAACUGGGACUGAGUUGGUCUCUAGGCAGCACAGCCCUGGGAGUACAGAUUCUCUCAGCAACGAUUCUCAGCGGGAAUUUACCAGUAGACCAGCAACAGGAUAUGUGCCUGUGGAGUUUUGGAAGAAAACAGAAGAAGCCGUGAAUAAGGUGAAAAUUCAGGCCAUGUCAGAGGUACAGAAGGCUGUAGCUGAGGCAGAGCAAAAAGCCUUUGAAGUGAUUGCAACGGAGAGAGCUCGAAUGGAGCAGACCAUAGCGGAUGUCAAACGGCAGGCUGCAGAAGAUGCUUUCCUGGUCAUCAAUGAGCAAGAAGAGUCCACAGAGAACUGCUGGAACUGUGGCCGAAAAGCCAGUGAGACGUGCAGUGGCUGCAACAUUGCUCGCUACUGCGGCUCCUUCUGCCAGCAUAAGGACUGGGAGCGGCACCACCGCCUCUGUGGCCAGAGUCUACAUGGCCACAGUCCCCACAGCCAGAGCAGGCCACUGCUCCCUGGAGGGCGGGGCUCAGCCAGGUCUGCUGACUGCAGUGUGCCCAGCCCAGCCCUGGACAAGACCUCAGCUACCACCUCACGGUCCUCAACACCUGCCUCUGUGACAGCCAUUGAUGCCAACGGGCUCUAAGCUACAGACUCCACCUGUCCUGAUGACCCCUCCACAUGGGAGCAUGCUUGCACCAGUGAGCUGGCUAUUAGAACAAGUAGCUGUUGGGUCGUCAGCAAGAAGUGAAGUUGGCAGGAAGCAUCCAAGAGGCACUCCACAGCUUCUCUGGGAUUUGCCACGUGUCCUUGGAAGAACUAAUGUAUCAUUCUCUGCACACAGGAAGUAGCUUGAGCUGCCUCCUCCAUGGCUUUCCUGAGGUUCCUCUUCCAGCUAAAGCUGGCAUAACCAGCCCCUUCUCAGUGUAUACACCAGCUCCCUCCGACUCCUUGCAUUAGCAUAUUGUCAAUAGUGUCCCACACUGUCCACAGUAGAGGCCUGAAGACUGGUAGCAGGCUUAGGAGGAGGCCCUUCCUUCCCCUGUCUUCAAACAGUUCCUUGAGCCCCAUAUCCACCCUCGAGUGACACUGAUUGGCCUAAAAGAGACUUGGAUAGCACAAAAGCAGUACUCAGGACUCUCUCCUGAGCUGCUCAGAGCUGUUAAGAUGCUCAGAAAUGCAAGAAAGAAGUCACUGUUUCAGUAAAAUCUCUAGUAAUGAUAAAAAAUUAAAUUAGUCUUCCCAAGCAUCAUGGAUCAUUUUGGACAAGAUUUUCUAACUUGGCUGUCUUCGUUAGUUUGGAACCCACCUCUUAACUCCAGUGUUUUUCUUGAUUUUGCUUGUGUAAAAAAUAAUCUCCAUCGCAUGGAUCGGUCUGAGAGAGGAUGGAGCCAUUGUGCUAGUCUUUUCUCUAAGCAUGUUGGCCAAACUAAAAUAUUCCGUGGAUCACCUUGGAAAUGCAGAGCCUCUGCCACUGCUUGACUGUUUAAAACAGUCGCCUUGUUGUAUGUGUCCUUCUCUCUGGGACUGCAUGUCUGGAUCCUUGGGGAUGUCUUGUGAGUAGGUUCUGUUUGGCACCUAAGCAGUGCUCCUAACCCUGAUGGGAUUAUUCGCACCUGGUUUUGACACCACCUCAUAGGUUUAUUAUCAGGUGGACAUUUGAGGCAUCCUUUUUCUGUGCUCCGUGUUUAUAGUCUCCCUCACAGCUCAGAGUUUGUGAAGAAUGGGAACCGUUUUUGAAGAGCCUGACCUGUUUUUUUUUUUUUUUUUUUUUUUUCCCAUCUUCAGGAACUUUUCCAAUUAUCUGAUUCUCCAAAUAGAAUUUGGAGACAUCGAUCUGGUCAUUAUUGGACCUAUUGAUCAGGCCAAGUACUGCUCACAUCUUUUCCUUGCCAUCUAAAGUUUAUUAGUUGUCAGCACCUUGCAUCGGCCACUCAGUAUACUCCAGAAUCGUUUUGCCCUGUGCAGUCAAUUGGGAUAAGUCAUUGCCUUUGAUCCUGUUGGCUUUUGGAAGCUGUGGUCACUUUUUGUACAAUGAACAAGUCUGAAGAACAAGUCUGAAUACUAACACUUGCCCCAUAAAAGUAUGGAUUUAGUGUCUUUGCACACAGUUAAGGCUGAUUUAAAAAUACUGAGUUCCUAUCUCAUUGGAACAAGGGUUCUCAGACUUAGAAAGUAGACCUUUAAAAUCAUGUUAUUUUAGCAUAGAAUACCCAAGACCCACUGUUUGCCAGACAGCUUAGUACAGCCUGGCCUCCCUGGUCCCAUCCCAUCAGUCUAGUGGGGACAACUUUGACUUACUAGAUAGAGUUAGUACCAGACAGCACUUGUCCAUACUCAGACACAAAACUUCGGGCAGAUCAGGAGCUUCUGUGAACAUGAGAAUGUCUCCUGGUGUGCCCUGGUCAGUUACUCAGUAGUAAAAUGGAUGAACACCCUUUAAGUGUUAAAUUUUUUUGCCACAGAACUACUCCAGAUAGUUGGAAUAAAGAGCUAGAACCAAUACAUUACUACUUACCUGGUUGGAGAUCAGUUUGUACAGCAAACUGGGUUACAAAAUCUAGCCUACCUUUGUGGGCUGUGUGAUUGGCCUGUCCGAUUCUGAGUUUCUAUAGUGCUGUUGGGGACUGCUUUGCUUCUGUGUCCUACCCAGGUUUGUCUACACACUCGGACAGUACUUUACACUAUAUAGUUCAGUUCUCAGACUUGUCUCUAUCUUGCCUCUGGUCAGCAUCACUCUCGGGGUUUUGUUUUUGGUUUGGUUUGGUUUGGUUUGGUUUGGUUUGGUUUGGUUUUUCGAGACAGGGUUUCUCCGUGUAGCCCUGGCUGUCCUGGAACUCACUCUGUAGACCGGACUGGCCUUGAACUCAGAAAUCCGCCUGCCUCUGCCUCCCAAGUGCUGAGAUUAAAGGCAUGCACUACCAUGGCCCGGCUUCAGCAUCACUCUUACGUGACAUCUGUUUAGGACUUUUCAGAUUUAAGGAGUUCCUUUCUGCAGUUCUCCAACUCCUCCCUAGGCAGGAGCAGCAGCAGUAGGAGCUGGAGCUACAAGUGAUUCCUGGCUCACCGCUUUGUUUCUAAGUCUGCUUAUAUGAGCCACCAGGCUGGGAGUGAACAUAGAGCUUCAGGCUGCUCACAAGUCUGGCCUCUGCAGUAACUAUUUGAGGAAGAAAAGUAGUCAGGGCUUGGUCAUUCUGUACCAAGUGAGGGAUAAAAUUUCAGGAAGUAAAUAACAAAAGUAGCCAAACUGGGAGUUCUGCACACCAGUCCUCGCUCCAGCAAAUGAAGACUUGUUGAAGCUAGCUUGGGACAUGGCUUAUUUGGUAGCAUGGACUUCAUUCCCAGUGUGGCAUACACCAGCCAUGGUGGCACAUACCUGUAAUCCUCUAACACUUAGGAGGUAGAAGCAGGAGGACCAGAAGUUUAAGGUUAUCCAUAGCUGCAUAGCAAGCCUGAGUUACAGGAGACUUAUCCCACAGAGACUCAUUGAAGGGCCCUGCAGCUUCAGAUUGGCUCAUGCAGGGAGGUGGAGGUGAGGGCGCAGGCUGUGAGUGGCUUUCUCCUAAGGUGCUAAGUUAUGUGCAGCCAUGGGUCUCCAUGGAAUAACCUGUCUGGCCCCCCGAGGUCUAUCCAGGCAUUGGCUGUCAGUCUUCUGUAAUGUAGACUCCUUUACCCAUUUGAUCCCCAGGGAGUGCUUCAAAUCUUGAUGUCAGCUUUACCGUCAUUUCUUGUCACCUUCUCAGAGAGAGUGAAGACAUUUUUUUCUGAGUGGUUCUGGAAACUAUCUCAGCAGGUGUGUGAGGCCUCAACACAACUGCAAGUGUGUGUUAGUGGUUCUCCCUAGAGCAUAAGGAGUGAGCAGAUGGCCUUCGUUCUGAAAACUGCAGACAGGAUUGUGGGUUGAAUAAACCUUUACAAAUAGGACACGUCUUGGAGGCUUACUUCAGAACUGGACUGGAACCAAGGUUUCCAGGCUCCUGGCUCAGGAGACUAAGCCAGUGUACUUUGAUGAAUGUUAGCUAUUUGCAGAGAACUGGGUGGUGGCAUGUUUGAACCAAAUGUGAGAAAAGCCAGAAGGAACUGAACUGGCCAUUGUGGACCAGAUGGCCAGCUGUGGAAGAUCCUUGAUCCAGCAGCUGCUUAGCAGACCCUGGCCACUCAAGUAUAUUCCUUUAAAGCCAAAAUGCUGACUACCUGCUUCUGCCUCAUGUUGACACCCAUUUCCAAAGAUGAUGGAGCCAGUGUGAGCCAGGAGGAAGCUGAGAUGGUGGCUGAUAAUUUACUCUACCAUCUCCUUCCACAGCCCAAGAGGUGGCACUUCCCGCUCAGACACCGUCUUAUCAGGCCUCCAGCUGCCCAGUGUAAACUGUCAAUGCUUAUACCAAAAAGGGCAUGUGCAGCUGGUGUCUGCCAGGGACAGCCCAGUCCCUGCCUUGUGGUUCCCAGGAAGAAGCUGCAACAAUUCAGUGAAUGAUUAAAGGGCUGUUUGAUAAUAAGGCCUUCGUUCCACUCCUGUGGCUUUCCAAGUUCCUAAUGAGGCUACAAAGGCUCCAUCCAUACAGAAAACCAAUAAUGUAAAUAAAAGCCAAUCCUGCAAGCAUGGUUUGCAGAGGCGGGUGAUGAAUGUGAAGCCACCCGCAGGAUGCAUUUGAGUCUGGUUUUUCUGUGCUUUGUCAUUUGACUCAGUAGGAACUUUUGUUACUUAACUCUGUGCAUAACUUAUUUAAUGUACUGUAUAAAUGAACCAAAACUGUUAAAUAUGUAUUUAGUUUGUUCUACUUAAAGUAGUUAAUAAAAAUGCUAUAUUCCUUUUCUGACUCAA
This is a messenger RNA of Mus musculus (house mouse), 6322 nucleotides long. RefSeq names its product CBFA2/RUNX1 translocation partner 2 (gene Cbfa2t2). The record is from RefSeq and is a predicted model, not a curated record. Gene Ontology annotation, molecular function: transcription corepressor activity. Gene Ontology annotation, biological process: DNA-templated transcription; positive regulation of neuron projection development; regulation of DNA-templated transcription. Gene Ontology annotation, cellular component: nucleus. NCBI's taxonomy places the organism in Eukaryota, Metazoa, Chordata, Mammalia, Rodentia, Muridae. The coding region runs from base 506 to 2146 and encodes 546 amino acids. The transcript is spliced from 10 exons.